Cladophialophora bantiana CBS 173.52 is the source of this 996-nucleotide messenger RNA. RefSeq lists its product as uncharacterized. The transcript has a single exon. NCBI's taxonomy places the organism in Eukaryota, Fungi, Ascomycota, Eurotiomycetes, Chaetothyriales, Herpotrichiellaceae. Bases 1 to 996 code for a protein of 331 amino acids. The record is from RefSeq and is a predicted model, not a curated record.
AUGGCGUCUCAGACAACGCUGAAACGACCGCCCAAACUAAUCCUGGGGUGUUCCAACUUUGGCUCCCCCAGCGACCCGUUCUGCAGAACCACCUCCGCGGAAGAAGCAGCCGUUCUUCUAAGCAUAUUCGGCUCGUACGGACAUGACACAAUUGACACUGCCCGUCGCUACCCGCCCCAAGCGCCGGGGACAAGUGAAGAGCUUCUGGGCGAAGCACUGGACUUGCUGCGGCGUGAACAUAAGGCCGAGACCGACAUCAUGAUCCAACGAUCUCCAGAGAUACACGUCGACACCAAAGUCCUCUCUGCGCCGGGGUGUCACAAGCCCGAGAAUAUCCAGGAGAGCAUCUCAGCUUCCCUUUCCGCCCUGCACGUGUCCUCGGUGAACACGAUAUACCUACACUACCCAGACAAGACUGUUCCGCUCUCUGAACCCGUCGCCGCGCUCUCAAGCGCCGUGGCGAAUGGCCAGGCAAAGCAAUGGGGCGUCUGCAACUACACCCUCGACGAAGUCUGGGAGAUUCUACGCCUCUGUAAUCAAUACGGGUGGAGGCGGCCGGCGGUGUACCAGGGCGAACACAACGCCCUCAACCGCGUGAACGAACAGCUCAUCAAGUUCUGCCACGAGCAAGGGAUCGCGUUCUACGCGUACAGUCCCGCUGCCGCUGGAGUGUUUUCCCCCAGCGGGUCACGAGUUGGUGCUGAUACGCCGGCGGGCCAGCGAAUCCGGGCUCUGUAUGGAGGCACGGAGAUGCGGAGUGCGGUGCAGGAGGUCAGGGAUGCUGCACGGCGGAGAGGGUUGAGUGGUCAUGAGGUUGCGAUUAGAUGGGCGUUUUGGGAUAGCAUACUGGACGGGGCGCAUGGCGAUGGAGUGAUCAUCGGUGUGAGCAAUCAGAAGCAGUUGACGGACACCUGCGAGUUUUUAGGGAAAGGUGGGUUGGGGGAUGGAGUCCGAGAAGUGGUGGAAAAGGUCUGGGACAGUGUCAAGCCAAAGUAA